Messenger RNA from Vicia villosa (hairy vetch), 3819 nucleotides. RefSeq names its product protein SLOW GREEN 1, chloroplastic-like. Bases 56 to 1180 code for a protein of 374 amino acids. Gene Ontology annotation, cellular component: chloroplast thylakoid membrane. Gene Ontology annotation, molecular function: protein binding. NCBI's taxonomy places the organism in Eukaryota, Viridiplantae, Streptophyta, Magnoliopsida, Fabales, Fabaceae. The record is from RefSeq and is a predicted model, not a curated record. The transcript is spliced from 2 exons.
UCAUAACAGGUUUUAAGCUUUUAGAAGAAAAAUUUUGCUUUCUUCAACCUUAUCCAUGACUCCUCUCCCAAAAACACUCCACUACCACCACCCCUCCUUCAAUCACCGCCAUUCUCCAUUCCCUCUACCUUCCUCAACCUUCUCCAUCCGCCCUCUACCUCCUCGCCACUUCUCCUCUCCCCCAUUCUUAUCAUCAUCAUCAUCAUCAUCAUCAUCCAUCAAAGCCUCAUCCUCCUCAUCCUCAUCCUCCCCCUCACCAAAACCCCAAAACCCUUUUUCCCAAUUACUCAAACUCCUAAACCCCUUUUACUCACCUCUCUUCGAACCCGCUUACGUCGCAGUAGCACUUCUCGCAUUCUUCUUGUUUCGCUUUCAACAAAAUCCUGCCACCGUAACAUCACCACUCCCACCUCCUCCAGCCCAAUCUUCCACCACCACCGCCGCAUCACCACUUCCACCUCCUCCUGAAGAAUCUUCCACUGCCACCACCACAACCACAACUGACGAGAAUUCAUCCGAAAAUAAUUAUCUAAUCGAUGACAUCCUGAUUGAAACUUGCAGCGAUGUGAACGCUCUCCGCUCACUCGCGGAGGAGAAAGUGAAGGCGAAAAAACUAAGCGAAGCGAUUCGUGCUGUGGACCGUAUAAUUGAACUCGAACCAGAGGAAUUUGAUUUACAUUUACUGAAAGCACAUUUGCAUUGUUACAAUGGGGAACAUGAACUGGCUAAGAACGGGUUUGAACUUACUUUGAAUCGAGAUCCGUUUAAUUCUGAGGCUUAUCGCGGUCUUCUGAUGGCGAAUAUGGAAUUGAAGGAGCCGUUGGAGGGUUUUUUGAAUAGGGUUGAUGAAGUAGUGAAGUUUUUCGAGGAGAAAAAGAUGGAGGCGGAGGCGAGGGAUUUUAAGCUUUUGAUUGCACAGGUGAAGGUAAUGCAAGAGGAUUAUUCGGGUGCGUUGAAGGUGUAUGAGGAAAUUGUGAAGGAAGAACCUAGUGACUUUAGACCUUAUUUGUGUCAGGGUGUUGUGUAUACUCUGCUUAGGAAGAAUGAUGAAGCUGCGAAACAGUUUGAGGAGUAUAGGAAACUUGUUCCGGAGAAUCAUCCUUAUAAAAAGUUAUUUGAGGAUAACACUCAGAUUUUGUCGAAGAAGAUUGAGAAGGGAGGAAUAGAAGCAAAGAUUUGAGAAUGGCGAUCAUUUGCCGUUUCUAUAGAGAGGAGUGUCCAUUGAAGUGCAAAAUUCCUGUUUCGAUCUUCUAUGGAACUCCAUAGGGUUUAAUUUCUGGUCAACCAAAUUACAAACUAAGGAUUUGAUCAAAAACAAAAGUUUAAACAGAGGAGGCAAUCAGGAAGGUAAUGUUCAAGUACUUGAAUGAUGAUGGCAUAUCUCAUGCUAUUUUAUUUUUCUGGCUAAGUGUUAAACUAUUUUAUGGUUGUUAAAAUUUCAUUGAAGGCUGUCCACCUUCUUAUUCAAUUUAGGGUGUGUUUGGAAGAUCUUGUUUGGGCUUUUUUUAUGAGAUACUCACCACUUCUCCUCUUCCCCCUUAUUAUUUUCAUCCAUCAACGCCUCAUUAUUCAUUAUCCUCAUCCUCCCCCUCAUAAAAAAAUAACACGAUCAUUUCCAUAAACCACAAAACCCUUUUUUCACCUCUCUUCAAACUGCAUAUGUCGCAGUAGCAGUUAUCGCAUUCUUCUUGUUUCGCAUUCAACAAAAUCCUGCCACCGCCACAUCAACACUUCCACCUCUUCCAGCGGAAACUUCCACUGCCACCACCUAUGAAGUACAAACUAUGACACGGACACUCCGACACUGAUAAUGUUAAAUAUAUAGGACACCGACACUCCUAAAUAUAAGAUAACAUUUGAGCUUCAUUUAUUCAUAUAUUAUUAAAAUUGUUAAAAAUAUUCUAAUCAAAAUUAAUGUCUUUAAUUUUUUACUUAUAAGAUUAUUUUAAUACAUGUUUAACCCUUUUUUAUGUGCGUGAGAUUUGUCCAAAAAAAUAUAAAUGUGUGUUAGUAAAGAAAAAACAAAUUUUCGCUUGAAAUACUUGUCUGAGUUGUUUGACAUAUGUGGUAUGAGUGUCAUACGAAUGUCGGUCACUAAUUAAAAAAGUGUCGAAGCAAAGAAAAAAAAUUAAUUUUUAGGGGACACUUGUCUGACUUUUCUGACACUUGUUUGACUUUUUUGACACGUGUCAUACGGGUGUCAUACAAGUGUCAGACACUGACGUGUGUCGGACACGCCUAAUCCUAGAGGUGUAUGUGCUUCAUAGGCCACCACCACCUCCACAACGGCAGUCACUUUAUCCACUAAAGAAAACGAUAUUCCAAUGAUGAAAUCCUGAUCGAAACUUCCAACGCAGACACACUUAGGUCACUCUCAAAGGAAAAAGUGAGAGCACAAAAACUUAGCGAAGCAAUCUGCGUUGUGGACUGUUUAAUUGAACGGGAAGAACUGAGUGAUUUUAGACCUUAUUUGUGUCAGGGUGUUGUUUAUACUCUUAGAAAGAAUGAUGAAGCAGAGAAACACUUUGAGGAGUAUAGAAAACUUGUUCCAGAGAAUCAUCCUUAUAAAGAGUAUUUUGAGCAUAACACUAAGAUUUUGUCGAACAAGCUUGAGAAGGGAGGGAUAGAAGCAAAAACUUGAUAAUCUCAAUCAAGUUCUGUUUCUUUAGAGAGGUUUUGAUACUCAUCUUGUUUUGUUUUCUUGUUAAAGUUAUGUUACUAUGCAUUGCUUUACUUUUUUCUAAUGAUCUGGGUUGUAAUUCAGGCGAAUGGCAGUACUAUUUAGCUGAUUAUCUUGCUUAUGGUGAGAGUUUUAAAUUACAUGGUUUUUUGGUGCAUAUAUGGAAAGUGAUGUUUUUAGAACAGAGUUUUUAUGUUGUAACAUAGAAUUGGUUCAUUAGCGUAAUUUCAGGGCAUCAUGUAAUGCCAGAUACAUUUCCUUCUAUAUGAUGGAUCUUCUUCCUAUCUUCUGAGAAGUAUUCAAGUGUGAAUACAUUGCAUCGGCAUCAAUAGUGAUAUUGAUAUAGGAUAACCAUAAUGUUCUUCACGGGAAAAUUUACUUUUACUAAGAAUGUAGAGUGUAAAAAUUGUUAAUCCUAUGAAAAUUGAAUUCUAUAUUCAGUAUAUUUUGGUACACUUCUGGUAGUCUUGUAGAAGAGUGACAUACUGGAAAAUUCAUGGAGAGUGGCUGGAUUGACAUUGAAAAUAGAAUUUCUUUUGCAACAUUUUCUCUAGUCAUGUGUUGCUAGAGAAAUUUUAUUAGAAUUCCAUUUGGCAUUCGAUUAUGCUAAUUCAUGUAUGGCACAAGUAGUACAAGUUUGGGUCACUUAACCAGCUGGUUCAACUUCAAGGUCUGAUACAUGGCUAAUGUGUGUGAAUCUCACUUUUUCCGAUUUAUUUUUGAAAGUAUAUUUCCGAACUUUUUUUUUACAAGAUGGGGUGUGAUUCAGUUAAGCAUGAAUUUAGUGUAUUUGAGACGCUUUUGAAAAUACAAUUUUUUGAUUCAGAGGAACAUUUUCAGAUUUCUAUAGUGUGUUUCUCCAUCACUCACUUAAGGUGGGAGAAGCAAUUCCCUAUGGUUUAUGAUAUCUAAAUAAGUUGGUUUUAGCUUAUUGUCAUAAGCUCUCUAAGAUAACUUAUAAUAACAACUUUUGUGGUUGAAUCAACUUAUAUAUAAGCUUUUAUAGAAUAAAAAGCUUAUUUGUGUCGGGGUGUUGUUUAUGCCCUGCUUUAAAAGUAUGAUGAAGCUGAAAAGCCGUUUGAGGAGUAUAGAAAACCUGUUCCAAUCCUUAUAAAAAGGAUUUUGAAGAUAACACCAUU